AUGUUAUCCAUUCUUGCAGCAUUAGCAAUUAGCUGUCCUGUUCCAGCCCGUCAAACUGGACUUACAUGGAAUCCAAAUGCCAAUAAAAUCCUCGUCGAAAUGUACGGUGAUCCACUCUGUCCUGUUUGUUUGAACGCCUGGAUGAAUGGUGUCUCAAAAAUGAUUCAGAAAUAUCAAAAUGAUGUUAAAUUCGUUCUUCAUUUCCUUCCAUUACCUUACCAUACAUGGGCAUUUGUCGUUACAAGAACAAUUUUAGCUGUCAAACAAUUAUCUGAACCAAAGGCACAAAUUUUAGUCAACGCUCUUUAUACAGGUGGUCAGGGCCAGUUCGAAAAUGACCCUAGUUUUACAGAAAAUACUGUUACAGACAAUUGUAUCAAAUAUGCUGCUAAAAUCUGCCAACUUUCUGAAGAUGAUAUCAGAAAUGCAUUCGCUACAAUUGAUAUUAACUUAGGAGCUCGUGUUGAGUUCAAAUACUCAACAUCUCAUGGAGUUGAUGGUACUCCUUACUUCUUUGUCAAUGGUGUUGUCACAAAUGAUGUAGAUGCCGGAUCUUCAAUUGAUGAUUGGAGUCUAUAUCUCGACAACCUCCUUAAUUAA
Trichomonas vaginalis G3 is the source of this 600-nucleotide messenger RNA. Its product is annotated as tRNA 5'-leader removal. Bases 1 to 600 code for a protein of 199 amino acids. The transcript has a single exon. The record is from RefSeq and is a predicted model, not a curated record. NCBI's taxonomy places the organism in Eukaryota, Parabasalia, Trichomonadida, Trichomonadidae.